Molecule: messenger RNA, 1836 nt
Organism: Malania oleifera
Lineage: Eukaryota; Viridiplantae; Streptophyta; Magnoliopsida; Santalales; Ximeniaceae
Exons: 3
Coding region: 87-1601 (504 amino acids)
Source: RefSeq, a predicted model, not a curated record
GGGGUACAAAACCUCACCCUGCUGGAAGUGGGCUGCGACUUGCGAGCUCUGGUCUUGGAUUCUUCCAACAUUGGCCCCUGGAGAAAAUGGCAUGGUUCGCCAGGUCUCUCGCGAACUCUCUCAAGCUCGACGACGACGACGACGGUGGUAAGGAGAUCCACAUCAGUGCCACCGAUGCAGAAUCAGUACCAAUUAAGCAAGAAAAAGAUGAGCAACGCGAUUCUGUCGAUUCAUCACCAUCCUCAUCGUCGGAGAUAUCUUCCUCGCGCGGGGUCAAAGAAGACCUCUCAGAGAUCACCAAAACCCUAACCCGCCAGCUCUGGGGCGUCGCCUCCUUCCUCGCUCCUCCUCCCUCACACUCUCCUCAGAUCUCCGAUUCGGCUGGAAAAGAAUCGCUGGCCGACGAUUCAUCCGAUCCCGAUGUCGCAGACGCUGCCGGAAUUGCUGGUGUACGCAGCGAUUUUGCGGAGAUCGGAGGAAAGUUCAAGACCGGAAUCUCAAAGCUGUCUAGCAAUAUAGCAGUGUCGGAGAUUACUAAGAUUGCCACGAAUUUGCUUCAGUUUGGGUUGGAAGAGCAGGGUUCCGUGGACGAAUACUCAGCUGCUGGUGUCAUCGGUGUUACGGAUGAGGUGGUGUCCUUUGCUAGGAAUAUUGCAAUGCAUCCUGAGACGUGGUUGGAUUUUCCUUUGCUUGAGGACGGAGAUUCAGAUGAUUUUGACAUGUCUGAUGUCCAGCAAGAGCAUGCUUUGGCCGUUGAAAGUCUUGCUCCAAGAUUAGCUGCUCUCAGGAUUGAACUUUGCCCAGGCUAUAUGAGUGAGCGUUGCUUUUGGAAGAUCUAUUUUGUACUUUUGCAUCCUAGACUCAAUAAAAAUGAUGCUGAACUAUUGUCUACACCCCAGAUUGUGGAAGCGAGAGCAAUGUUGCAGCAGGAUUCACAGAAUCGAAUGAAGGCAAAACCAGAACCAGAUUUGCCUGGAAGAGGCACCUCUCAAUCAAUGGAAGCUGCUGAUUCACCUAAGGAAGAGCAUCCUUCUAUUUCACCCAAUGCUGAAUUUGAAUCUGUACCCCUGAAGACAACCGCGCUUGAAUCAGCCACUUCUACAGCAGCAGCUGAUUUUGAGACAGAAAAACACCCAAUCCUAAGUUCCGAAAGUCAAAUUAUUGACAAAUCUGUUGUUCAGGAAGAGCCAGUGAAUCAGACUAUACUGCAAUGUGCACUCUCUGGUUCAUCCUCUAGAGCCUUGGAUGACAAGUAUGAAGAUGAUGGCGAUGAAUGGCUGAAGGAGGAUAACUCGGAAGCAGUUGGCAUCAGUGGAACCACCAUUCCUAUUGGGAAUGAAGAGGAUGUAUCAUUCAGUGAUCUUGAGGAUGAUGACGAUGGGGAUGCACCUACAAGUAACAGGAAAGUCGCAUAUGGCUCAGAUUCUUCAACGAAGGAAUCCCGGGACUGGGUGCAAUUAAGUGGAAGCUCUCCUGAAUCUGCUACUGAUGCAAACUCUUCUACUACUAGACUUGCUGGAGCCGAACGACCAAGUGCUCGCAAUCCUGAGACAAAGGAAUCUAAUGACUGGCUUGACCUUGAAGACAUUGACGUGGUAUGACAACCCGGGGAAUCAUUUUAAAUAAAAUGGUUUGUCUUUUACAUACCAUGCGUCUGCCUUCUCCAUUGUGAAUAGCUUGUCAGAAGAUUUCUCCUCUGCGCUGGGCUGUGCAACUUGUAUCUUUGUAAAUAAAACCCAAUCUAGACUGGGUGUUCAUUUGCUUUAUGAAGAAUGUGGAUGAUGAAAUUUGUUAAGACCCGCAAGUCCCCAAUAAAUUAAUCAUUUAUCUUUUGAA